Messenger RNA from Naegleria lovaniensis, 1281 nucleotides. RefSeq lists its product as uncharacterized. The coding region runs from base 1 to 1281 and encodes 426 amino acids. The transcript has a single exon. NCBI's taxonomy places the organism in Eukaryota, Heterolobosea, Eutetramitea, Acrasida, Naegleriidae. The record is from RefSeq and is a predicted model, not a curated record.
AUGGAUAAGGUUGAUGAAGAACCGGAAACGAAACACGAUGAAACAGGAAGAGAUCAAGAGGUUGUGGAACAAACAAAGAAACGAAGUGCUCUUCUCCUGAUCGGUCUUGAUUCCAUCAUUAAAACUGUUUUAAGUGAUCAUGUUUUUCCAAAAAAAACUCAAAAUGAAGAGAAGGCUGUUUUUCAGUAUUCAGAUAUGGAGGUCCAUCCGUACUUUGGCCAUGUUACCUUGGAGAAAGGGAAAUUGAAACAAUGGUUGGGAUCAGCCAAGACGAAGCUAACCUCUUCGGAAUGUGUAAAGCUUGUGAUGGGAGUUGACUUUGGUGGCGAUACGAACAAAAUACGAUGGCUGUGCCACUCAGCAUCACUUGAAACUCACGAACUUUUCAAUACUGAGAGACUUGAUGAUGUUUGGGCAGCAUUGGAGUGGAAAUUAACAGACGAGAGAUGGUCUCUUCGAUGUGAGAAUGACAUGAUUAAGGCAACCCAUUUUGGCUGCGAUGAGGACGUGCUAAAUCAUGAUCUGCAACCUCAAUACUGUGAGAAUUAUGAAAUAAUUGUUGAUGAUUUCAUUGACUCUUCGGUUGAAACCAUUUCCAAACUGGGAGCUUACAACAUUUCAAAAAUAUUAAGUUUCUUGGAUUUAGAAGGAAUCAAUGCUUGUUACAAUAGUUGUAGGUUGAUGAGAAGAUUGAUAGCAUCACGAGAUUUUACUAUGGCCUACAUUCUAGAUAAAUGUAUCGCCCUUCCAUCCCAUUUCAUUGAGCACAAUGGUGAACUGUUAAGGGAAAAAACAGUUCCUGAGCUUAAAGCAAUUAUUUUUAAUUAUUGUAGUAAGAUCUCGAUUAUCAACAAUUUCAGUAUUACUUGGUUGAAUGAUACAUACUGGAAAAGAGAGAAACGAAGUGACAGUCCAUUUAAAUCGGUAGCCCAUCUAUGUUUUGUUUGGUGGUUGGAUAUUGCAGGAAGAAUUUCACUGAUUAAGGGAGACUAUGAGGUGUUUCUCAAAUAUAAGAACACGAAAGCGAAUGGCUACGAUCGAUACAACCUCAAUAUUGAUUGUCGUCCUGUUGAAACGGGGCAUGAAUCAAAUGCUGACGUUUCCAAUUUAAAUACGGUUUGCAAUAUCUCGAUUGGUGCUGGCAGCUCAAAACUCCACAAGUUGGGUGAAAUCCGAGUUCUUGUGCCCAGACAAGAUUUUCGUUUCAAAAUAUUUGAUCAUGAUUGUAACGAAAUCAAACAAGAAAUGGAUUUCGAUUAUUUGGAAUUUAAAAGAAAAUGA